GGUCCCUUUCUCCGUCUUACUAUUUUCGAAAAGGUGACACUGACGCAGAUUAUAUAACCAAACUAACGUAAUUCCUCUACGUACAGCUUCCAACACCCGGAAAAACCAGAGCUACAAUACUAUCCGCUACAAUGGCAUCCGGAAUUGUGAAAGAGGUCCUUCCACCAGUGCUUGGUUCUACUGCAGAACCGCCUCCGCUUUUUGAUGGAACUACAAGGUUGUAUAUAUCAUACACAUGCCCGUAUGCCCAGCGUGUGUGGGCCACCCGGAAUAUUAAGGGAUUGCAGGACACGAUACAAUUGGUUCCUAUUGAUCUGCAAAACAGGCCUGAUUGGUAUAAGGAGAAACUUUACCCACCUAAUAAGGUACCAUCAUUGGAACACAAUAAUGAAGUCCAAGGAGAGAGUCUUAAUCUGAUCAAAUAUAUAGACAGUCACUUUGAAGGGCCUUCACUUUUCCCUCUCGAUCCUGCUAAGAAAGAGUUUGCAGAAGAGUUGAUGUCCUCGUCUGACUCGUUCAACUCAGCUGUGUUUUCAUCAUUUAAAGGAGACGAGAAUAAAGCAUAUGCUGCAUUUGAUUUUGUCGAAACGGCUCUUUCCAAGUUUGAAGAUGGCCCCUUUUUCCUUGGUCAUCAGUUCAGUCUGGUGGAUAUAACCUAUGCUCCAUUUCUUGAAAGAUUUCAACACUUCUUAUUGGAUGUCAAGAAUUAUGACAUCACAGCAGGAAGGCCUAAACUGGCAGCUUUUAUUGAGGAGGUGUACAAAAUGGAGCCUUACAAACAAACUCGACGUGACCCAAAGGAGUAUAUUGGAAUUUUAAGGAAAAUGUUCUUGGAGUAACUCUGAAAAAUCAGUCCGUCAGAUUAAAAACUCUCUUCCGUUUUGUGCCUGUUGUGAUGGCUUUGGAGGACAUGUUUAGUUUCGAGUCUUGAAGCCAUGAAAAUUGACUUCGAAAACUUACAUGGAUUGUCCAUUAUGAUUAUCUAUGUCUCUGCACUUGAAAUAAUUAUGGUAACGAAAACGCGGCUGGCAUUACCAGAA
Carya illinoinensis is the source of this 1040-nucleotide messenger RNA. Its product is annotated as protein IN2-1 homolog B-like. Bases 132 to 839 code for a protein of 235 amino acids. Gene Ontology annotation, molecular function: glutathione transferase activity. Lineage: Eukaryota; Viridiplantae; Streptophyta; Magnoliopsida; Fagales; Juglandaceae. The record is from RefSeq and is a predicted model, not a curated record. Gene Ontology annotation, cellular component: cytoplasm. The transcript has 10 exons.